CAGCUGGUCCAGUGCGCAUGCGCUGUAAACUUGAUUCGAGGAAGUGGCAGGAGAGACAACUGAAGCGACACAGAAGAGUUUGUUGUUUAUUCGGAGCGGACCGACCAGCACGCAGACACUUCAAAAUGUCGGGAUAUGAUAGCAACCCGUUUGCGAGCCCCGCCAGCGACAACCCUUUCAAUGACCCUGCGGUCACACAAGUGACCAACUCCAACAUCGAAACAGUUGACCCUUUCCUUGCCCAUCCCACAGAUGGCUUAGCUGCUCAUACCACUCCAGCCACCACCUCUCCCUACCAGCCUGCUGUGUUACAGCCGUCUACAGAGCCCAGUCCACAGGCAACUGCUGCUGCAGCUCAGGCCAACCUGCUGAGGCAGCAAGAGGAGCUGGAGAAAAAAGCUGCCGAGCUGGACCGCAGAGAGCACGAGCUACAGGGCAGAGGCCCGUCAGGCAAAGAAAACAACUGGCCUCCACUUCCCAAGUUCUUCCCCAUCAAACCAUGUUUCUAUCAGGACUUCUCAGAGGAAAUCCCCCCAGAGUACCAGAGAGUGUGCAAGAUGAUGUACUACCUAUGGAUGUUCAACUGUGUGACCCUGUUCCUCAACCUGCUGGCGUGUUUGGCUUACUUCACCACUAAUGCUACCUAUGGUGUAGAUUUUGGCCUCUCCAUCCUCUGGUUCAUCCUCUUUGCUCCCUGCUCCUUCCUCUGCUGGUACCGGCCUGUCUACAAGGCCUUCAAGACUGACAGCUCCUUCAGCUUCUUCUUCUUCUUCUUCGUGUUUUUCUGCCAAGUGGUGAUCUUGAUCAUCCAGUCUGUGGGCAUCCCCAGGUGGGGGAACAGUGGUUGGAUCGCUGCCUUCUCUAUCAUCGGCACAAACAAGGCAGUCGGUGCCAUCAUGAUCAUAGUGGCCAUCCUGUUCACCAUCUGCGCUGUGCUGUCGGUCAUCCUGCUCAAGAUGGUCCACAGCAUGUACCGCCGGACCGGUGCCAGUUUCCAGAAGGCCCAGCAGGAAUUCUCACAGGGGGUCUUCACCAAUAAAACCUUCCAAACUGUUGCCUCUGGUGCAGCAUCCUCCGCUGCCCAGGGAGCCUUCCAAGCCAACAACUAAUGGUAGACCGGGCAAAGCUAAGCUCCAUUUAACAGGUCAAGGUCUACAUGUUAUCAGGUCUAGAUUAUUAACUAAAACCAAUCAGAGUGAAUCAGGAAGUUUAGAGUUGUUGAGGACUUGUCGGUUGGUACCAAAGUAGCAGGAAGUUAUUGCUUCUCCCUUUUGGAGCCAGCAUUCUAAUCUAGCCUAAUGAUGUGUAGACCUUGAGCUAAGUGAGGCUACGUUCUUAGCCUCGCUUCAUUCACCCCUACUAUCAAUGCACAUGCAAAUCCCCACUUUACACGUUCAGAAUGUCUCCCGCAGAGCCACUUUGUCCGGCUCUGCUUGCGUGUAAAAAGCAGACGAGGGGGAAAGUCACACAUCCAAGUGCAUUCUGGGGUGGAAAGCAUGAAUGAAGUUGACUGAUUGCUAUUUCAACCGUGUCCUGGCUUUGUAUAUUUUGUGUGCACUUUUUGGCAAUGCUCUUCAGUGUAAUAUGUGACUGUGUGUGUGUGUGUGUGUGUGUGCUGGCAUGCUGAUCACAUGUAUUCAUGUGGGUGCAGUAUGCUUUUUUUUCUCUCUCCACACUGUUGGUGGACUGAUCCUGUAAUAUAAUUGAGAUGAAGUGUUUCUGGUUGUCACUGAUUGGCAUUUCUUCUUUGUUGUUGAACCUAUUUUGACAAACCAUGUCUUGUGUGUGCUGCAAAGAAUGAAGAGGAAGGGGAUCUAAUAAAUCACAUAGUUUAUUAUGAUCUGACUGGCCCUAGAUUUCUGGGUAUUACUGUAACUUUACACUUACAGUUCUGGUUAAUUAUUCAUUAAGGAAAAAUACUUCAUCACUUUUAGACUGUCAUAGCAUGCUGUCAGUUUCUAAAAAAACCCUCUGUGGGGUCAGGAAACUGUGGAAAUAUUGUAUAUUUAGAUAUCAUGGGAUGAUUUUCUACAGGAAAAAGUAUUUUUGCUUCCAUCAGUUUUAAGCAAAUUCAAUUUUAAAAUACCGAAGCAGCUUCAACUCCAUCUUUGAUCACUGUCUUGCUCAGGAGUUGUCUCUAAGGAAACCAAAGUAAAUGACUCAAAACAUGUUUUUGCUAAUAAAUGUAUUUAGUCUAAUUAGAUACCGAUUCAUACGAUUUGCUUUAAUGGGCUGAGCCUAUUCACUUCAUGACUAACAGUUAAAGCAGGAGGAGGAACGGUGUAGAAAUUGUGCGUAGUUAGCUUUUGGAAUGAUCAGAGUCUCAGUGCUUUAAUGAGGUCUGACAGGAGAAUCAUGGCUUGAAUGAUCCCAGAUUUGUCUCAUUUGUCAUUUAGACUUGCCAUAAAACUUACCUUCCUUUCUAAAGAGAACCAGUAUGCAGCUGAAGGUUUUGCAUUUUGAGUUUCUCGUAAAUGGUUUCACCUCUUUGAAAGAAUUCUCGAGUCUUCCUUACACCUCUCUACCACCAAGUUCUAAAUUAUUUGUGUACCGAUGUAUAUUUCCUACGUGAUUUCUUAUAUUGAAAAACAUGCACGUGUGUUUAUUUGAUGUACUGCUUAAAAACAUCAGCAUGGAUGUAACAUGUUAGCAUUUCUAAAUGAAAAAAUUGCGAUUUGUUUGACGUCCGUGCUACAGAUAGCGGCCUAUUUUAAAGUUCAGUCACCAAUUAAAUGAUUAAUGAUUUGUAUUCAUUCACACAUUUCUGUAUGCAUCCUUUUAGGAGACUAGAAUCCAGUGCCUUUUGUAUUUCAAUAUUGAAUAUAAUAAAAUGCUUUGCUUUCA
Messenger RNA from Larimichthys crocea (large yellow croaker), 2844 nucleotides. RefSeq names its product secretory carrier membrane protein 2 (gene scamp2). The transcript is spliced from 9 exons. The record is from RefSeq and is a predicted model, not a curated record. Bases 18 to 1109 code for a protein of 363 amino acids. Gene Ontology annotation, biological process: protein transport. Gene Ontology annotation, cellular component: recycling endosome membrane; trans-Golgi network membrane. Lineage: Eukaryota; Metazoa; Chordata; Actinopteri; Sciaenidae.